Messenger RNA from Orbilia oligospora ATCC 24927, 1956 nucleotides. RefSeq lists its product as uncharacterized. Bases 1 to 1956 code for a protein of 651 amino acids. The record is from RefSeq and is a predicted model, not a curated record. Lineage: Eukaryota; Fungi; Ascomycota; Orbiliomycetes; Orbiliales; Orbiliaceae. The transcript has 7 exons. Gene Ontology annotation, molecular function: protein binding.
AUGGUACCACUACUCAUUCUUUUGACGAUAUGUAUCAGUCACGUAUCUUCGUUAUCCAUCGGGAUCCUACGUCGACAGAAGCCUCCACCAAGUAACUUGACAUCUUGCGGAUUUUGGUCGCAUGCCAGUGUACAGUCCGGUGAUAAGAUCUAUAUAUACGGCGCUGAAGGUCUGCGGAAUGAUUCAGGAAUCCUCGACUCCCCGCAGUUUUUCUCUCUUGACUUGAGUAGAAAUUUUAACAUUGAUGAACCGAAACUGCUCCCCAUCUCCAUCCUCUCUAGGAGAGGGCCUCCUGACGUGGUGAAUGCGACUUUAUGGCUGGACCAAAUACGAAAUAGGAUUUUGCUAUACGGGGGCGCCUUCCGUAAAACUAGCGGCGACGUAGAUACAUUACCGCAAGCUAUAUGGGGUUAUGAUCUUAUCCAGGACUCAUGGUCUGCCGUUACUGCAAAGGGUGAUCCGGUAUCAAGGGCUACUUUUGGCGCUUCAGCAUUUGUAAACGACGUUGGUUACUAUCGAGGUGGACAACAAGACGCCCAUACUACACCAGGAUAUCCUGAACCAGCGGAUUUUAGACUUUUAGCCGGAAUGCGAACCUUCAAUAUGACCUCCGGGGAGUUUAAUAGCGAUAACUCAACGAUUCAGGUGUAUGGUGAUCCGAUCUCCUUAGGGUAUCGUCAAGGCGCGCUAGUGCCUAUUAAACUUGCAGGAAGGGACUAUCUUAUCAGUUACGCUGGUGGUGGCAGGAGAGGCACUGGGCUAAAGUUGGAUAAUGUGUAUAUUUAUGACAUUGAACGACAAGAAUGGUUUCAACAACCUACAGCGGGGGAUAUUCCAACCAACGUUCGCGGAGUGUGUGCAGUGGCUGCAUAUGCAUCGGAUGGUAGUUCAGUGAACAUCUACAACUAUGGUGGGGUAGUAUACGAUAACAACGCCGGCAGAUUUACCCAAAGCCAGCAGAUGUGGAUUUUGUCAAUUCCGGCAUUCCAGUGGGUCUUUGUUGACAGGUCGGAUGCACUUCAACCGCGCGGUUUGCAAGACCAUACUUGCCAUCUCCAAGGCACGAACAUGUUGGUCGUUGGUGGAAGGGAUUUCUCGUCACAGUGUGAUAACAAUCCAGUGAAAGUUUUCAAUGUUUCCACGCUAAAAUGGGAACCAAAAUAUUCAGCAUUCCCAGCGACUUACCGACUGCCAUUUGAAGUAUUCGCGGUUAUUGGUGGCGAUUCUAUGGGGAAUUCAAAAUGGGCAGAUAAACCUUUCAUCACCCCAACAGACACUAAUUCGCCAUUUUAUAAAUUCGGGCAGGCUACCGCCAGUCCAAGUCCAACUUUAGAUGUGCCUCCACCCUCUGGACCGGAUCCGACAAACCGUGACGGGAUUAUAGCUGGCGCUACCGUCGGUUCCAUAGCUGGUGUUAGCAUCCUCUUGGCUAUGAUUUCGGUUUUGAGAAGGAAAAAACGAAAAGAGUCAGACGGUCAAGAGAAGGGCCAGGAGAACUUUCAUAAUGAAGUAUUUGCAGGUAUCGACCCAAAUACCCAACCCCCUACGGAUGAUAUCAGAGAUCCACCACCUUCUCCACCUUCUCCUGAGAGUACGAGGCGAUUUUGGGCGAGUCUACGAAGGGCACCAUCCAACACAAUGCCAAGUAUCCCAAGAAGGCCGAUGGAAAGAAGAAGGGAUCAAUUGAGUGUCCUUGACACUACUGCCGGUUCUAUGAUGGAUAGAAACUCGGUUCUCAAAGAUUCGCCAUGCUCACCUCCAUGGGAAUACCCUCGAGACACGAGGCAUGUAUUUCAGGGUCUGGCAGAGUUGCCUGCAGAGUCUAUGAGCAGUGACGAGAUACUUCCGAUAUCUCAUAUGGACACAAAUUUGACAGGUAGUGAUAUUGUGUUAGCGGAGCUGGAGCCCCGCCACAAAAGAAGAAUACGAGAUGUCACCGUUGAACCGGAGGCGUAG